AUGAAAUUAAGCAUUUUACAAGAAAUACUUCUUUUAGCCCUACUGGAAUCUAAAAUUUAUUCUCGUGAACAUGACAAAUUCAAGUAUAAUGGAUCGGAUCCAGAUCUUUCUUUUUUGGAUACAAUUGAGGAAGUCAGUGGUUAUGUUUACCUGAGCCGGAACGAGGUGCGCCGAAUACCCUUGAAAUCUCUCAAAGUGAUACGUGGAGAACCGGCGUAUCAGUUUGGCGAUGAAUACGGUUCUUUGAUAGUUACACGUAACGGCAGGAAUUUGACGUACGGACUGGAGACUAUCGAUCUGCGUAGCAUUGUGGCCGUCUGUGCAGGUAAUAUGUGA
Messenger RNA from Dicrocoelium dendriticum, 336 nucleotides. Lineage: Eukaryota; Metazoa; Platyhelminthes; Trematoda; Plagiorchiida; Dicrocoeliidae. The record is from the annotation of a GenBank genome assembly.